Wallemia ichthyophaga EXF-994 is the source of this 2124-nucleotide messenger RNA. Its product is annotated as pH-response transcription factor. The transcript has a single exon. Lineage: Eukaryota; Fungi; Basidiomycota; Wallemiomycetes; Wallemiales; Wallemiaceae. The record is from RefSeq and is a predicted model, not a curated record. Bases 1 to 2124 code for a protein of 707 amino acids. Gene Ontology annotation, biological process: positive regulation of transcription by RNA polymerase II. Gene Ontology annotation, cellular component: nucleus.
AUGACUUCACAUAUCAGAGUACACGUUCCACUAAAACCGCACAAGUGUUCUCUGUGUAAUAAGCAGUUCAAGCGCCCACAGGAUCUGAAGAAGCAUGAGAAGACACAUGGUGACGAGGUGGUUGAUCCUAGUGGUAAUAGUAAUACUACUAGUAACACACCCAUUUACCCUACGCUACCCUCCAAUAAACCCACUCAACCCAUUCAACCCACAAACAAUUGCAAAUCAAAGGAUGCUCAAUACCUGUACAACUACUUCCACCGCAAUCAAUCCAACUCGGUACCUAUUUCGGCAAAUGUCUCGGCUUCUAACCCGGCGCCUAUCUCGACAAACGAUUUCACUAACAAUUCCCCCUCCUAUCAAUCCAUCUACCCUGAUUGGAAUUCUCACAUAAAUCAACUCAAUUCCUUCAACUACAGCGUUCCUCCAAAAUUUCAUGAUUUGAAAUCUGGUCAGAAGAGAGGCAUUGAAGCGCUAUCAAUGGAUGAAUUAGUUGAUGAUUUAAUGAGAAAGAAGUUGGCUCAACAGCAGGUGAUUCAACAGCAGCCCCACACUCAAUCACAGUCCAAUCAACAACAGCCACACACUCAAUCACACCAACAAAACCCCCUCUUCGACAACAAGAUUUGCGACUCUCUCUGCCACAUGUACAACUACGCUAACAUACCUCCCCCACCUGCUGUCCCACACGCAGCUCCACCUGUACCACCCGCUCCACCAACAAUCACUAACCUUAAUUAUCACAUCAACAGCGGUGAAGACUUAGCUGGUGUUAACAGCCUACUCGUUCAACUAGGCAGGGAAGCUGUCAGUACUCUUAGCUCCAAUUCAAACUCCUCCUCCCCACACUCCUCAGAAGACAUUUUUGAUCCAGCUACGCUUGCUACUUUUGGUUUAUCACCGAGUGACUCAAGUAGUGAUGGUUUCAUUGAUUAUUCGGGUGAUUAUGCUGAUUACGCUGAUUAUUCGGGUGACUUUGGUGAUUAUAAUGAUUAUCCAACUAAUCAAUCUCAUCCACAACCUAAUUCCCACUCCCUCUCCACCUCUUUCCCUGCUAUCGACUCCUCCUUAUAUCCCCAACUCGAGAAGAAACACAAAUCCAACAAUUCCAACAACUCUCACCCUGCUUUCCUCCCUGAAUUCUCACUCUCUCCUCCCCAAAUUGCUCUCAGCGGCAAUGAAAAUGGUUAUGGCAACAGCAGUGGGAGUAUAUCAGAAAACAAGGUCAAAAAAGUUAAAGUGCCUCAGCUCACCAAGGCUAAUAUGAGGGGUGUGAGGGGUGUGAGGAGUGUGAGGAGUGUGAAAGGUGUGGGUAGUCCAACUAGUGCAACCAGUCCAACCAGUAUACACAGUCUACUCGAUGAGCCCAUGGACCAAGAUGACAAUCAAUUUGACGCGGAGAAAUUAGAUAAACUCGAAAAUCUGGAGGAAAAGGAAAAGGAAAUGGAAAUAGAGACCAACUCAGAUACAUCUUCACACUCGCACUCCACAAACGCACCAAUGCACCCUAACCCCAAUCUCACCCUUCCGCCGAUCAUCACAGCGCCACCUAGUCCACCGACUGCAUCUACCGGACUCAGUCCAUUGCAGAUAGCGGGUGCGUUAUCUCCGACGCCACACGGAGGUAUAAAGACUGAAUCGAGACCAACAUCGAGUAAUGAGGAUUUUACUGGCAGUGGCACAUCUACGUCUAGGUCUAGGUCUAGAUCCGUUUCGACUUCCACUUCCACUUCAACCCCCAGACCAAGUUCCACGUCGCGCAGUGGUAAUUGGAGAAAUGGGGAUGAUGUGGCGAUGCAACCGCAUUCGCAGUCACUGCCUGAACCAAAAUCAAACAAAAAAUCAAACCCGCCCAGUCACUCCCCCGCUACUGGUCUCGAAGCCCUCGCUCUUGCUGCAACGGCUAACGCGACGCGAACUGAAGAAUCGAGUGGGAUCGGCGAGAACACGGAGCACAGGAAGCACUCCGAUCAGACAAAUCGCACAAUUCGCGCUGUGCACGUCAUCAGAGCACUCCUCUACACUAUCAAUCUCGAUUAUAAGCAAAGGGAGGACAAGCAGAAGGUGAAUAAAAUGGAUAGCAAGGAUAGUUAUCUAUUAGGCACACACACACAAACAUACUAG